AACGUUUUACGUAACGGGCGGGAGAGGGCGCGCCGGUAUCCAUUUGUUGUACUGCUGUUCGCCAUAACUGGUUGGUGGUCUGGCUGGCACCUGUCAGAGGUAAAGUGGAGAGUGGUUUCCUUGUUCGGGACGGUGCAUUUCUGCUCCACUUGGAUCAGAAAUAGUGUAAACAUGACCGUGGGCCCUGGCACUUAUGCACAUCGUUAUGUCCCUAAAAGAAAUGUACUCAAGAAUGGCCCUCAAACAAAUAGCUCCAAUGGUGGAAGCUCGUCAAACUCAACAAGUUCAAGUUCAAGCUCUAGCUCUUCAGGACACCCAUACAAACGUUCACAGCCAGGACCCUCUACUGCAUCUGAUCCACCAGGAAAUGUUGGACCCAGUGGCUUCUAUUUGAUUCAACAGAUAGUUCCACUUCCACUCGUUCCCGCUCGACGACCACAUGUAGUUGUACAGGGAGCCCAAAACCCUGGUGCCUUAGGUCCCCCAAAUCCAAGGGCAGAAAAAAGACGCUUCAUACAGCAACAUCUGGUGCUUAUCCUUCAUGCUUUCCAGUGUCGUCGUAAGCAGCUUCAUGAAUUUUGUCAGCUUCCACACUGUGCUACAUUCAGAGAAGUGUUGGGACAUAUGAGCACCUGUCAGCAUGAAAUUGCUUGUCAUUUUCCACACUGUACAUCAUCAAAGCAAAUUUAUCGUCAUUGGAAGACAUGCCACAGAGCUGACUGUUCCAUUUGUGUUCCUAUUCGACUGGCAGAUCGUUUGGAGCGGAACCAUUACUAGGUCUCCAACCUGUUCAGUUUAUGUUAUAGGAAGUUGAAUGGUGGUAUAUUUGCCACCUUUUAUUUGUGUUCAUAUGAAACUUAGUCAGGAGUAUUUCUACAGCACUUAUUUGCUUGGCUAAUUGGUAAAUCUAGUCUAAUAAGAUAGAUCCAUCGUAUCAUCUAUUUGGCUUUGUUAUAUUGAAUGCGUACUUUCAAUAGCCCAAAAGAUAACUACUUAACUUUCUUCUGCCUAGAAGACAAUGUUAAAUCUAACUUAAAGGAAUUAAUUUCUGUUUUUUAGUGGUUUUUUAAAACUUUUGUUCAAUUGCUGACAUACUGCCAGCUUCCUGAUCCUGCAUUUUUCUGCUGUUUGUAGCAGUUCUUUGACAUGCAGUUGAGUUUUUGGUAUUUUUUUGUUUGUCUGCAGAAUUUGAAGUUUGUUCCUGCAUAGCAGUUUCAUGAUUACUUAUGUUGCACUGUUAAACUCCUGUUCUCCAAAUGCAAUGGAAGUGAUUUGGUUGAUGUACCCUAAGCACCUUCGUUUUCUGGUAAGGUUAGCAUUGCAUGUGAUCUUGUUUCGUUUUCAAGAUAAAAGUGCACACGAACUUGUGUUUUUACGGAGGGGGGCUAAUUUACGAUUUGGUUGGAGAAUUUCUUUCUUUGGCCUUAUUUAAACAAAUGGCUUUAGGAAUUUUAUUGUAUGUCAAGUUAUCUGAAGUGUUGGUUGUAGUAUGAAUUGAUAUAGGUUAUUUAGUUAAUGAUACCUUGAAAUGUACUUUCUUGGUGCAAACCCUGGAUACUUGGGUUGAUGACACUGUUUAAUUCCUUAGGGUUUGGACACUUUAUGACAGACUGAUACCUGGCGCCUGGCUUUCACCCAAAUUUGACACUGUAUCUGUGGAUUAGGUGAAUACUGUACUUUUCAAUCUUAACAUUCAAGACUAUGUUUCUCAUUUAAUAAAAAUAUUUUAUUCAGAUUUAUAUAACAGGAGCAACCAUUAUUAUGCCUUAAUGCUUGUCCAUGAUAGCAAAUUUUCCUACCCAAUGCUGGCUGGGUUGUAGUAUUGUAUGUUUGUACCAAUCUAUGUUCAAAUUAGUUUCAUUAUAAUUGCUGGAUGUUUCUGUAUCCUAUUGAUUGGACGCUAGGAUUAGCUGUCUUUCUGUCAUGGUCAUUCAAUUUAUUUAUUGCGCACAACUUAAUUUUAGGUGAUAAUUAUUUUGUUAAAAUUUGAUCUCCAGCUUUUUCUUUUUCUUUAAAUCAUUUACAUUCUCUUUAUCAUGUAUCUUGUAGUUCCUUAUGAUUUUGUUUCAAGAACUGUUUUGUUUCUCUUCUCUUUUUUUUUUGUGCUUGGUUGUGAUGAAGCCUUGCAUUACUGAAUGAAAUUUCUCCUAGCAAUCGGACAGUGGUAAUUAAUUAAAUUCUGUAAAUAUGUAUUAAAAAAAGCAAUUUGAUUGUUAAUGGAAGAAAUGUAUAUAUUACAUGGAUUAUGUUUUCUCUAAAGUAUCUGUGAUGUUUCUUCUUGUGAAGAUGUUCUUAAAUUUUCCUGCAGUUCUUUGCUGUUGCAAAAUUUUUGCCCUUAGUUAAAUGGAAAAAGAAGGGCUCUAUUUAAACAGCUUCAAUCUCAAAUGUUAGGCACAACAACUUUCUGCAGUGAUAGUUGUGCAUUUGUACUGUCAGUAUUUUUUAAUGUCAUGUGAAACAUCUUUGGCAAGUGUCCUUCAGUGUGGAUUCAAGUUGUGUAAUUGUACAUAGUUCUUAAUAUCCUUGAGUGUUCGUAUUCUGCAUGCAUUGAGAUGGAAUGAGUGCCUGUUAAAAUGUAGGACGUUGGGUUUUCAUUUAUUUUGAGAAUAAUAAUAAUAAUUGUGUGUGACUCCCCGUGGUUUGUCAUUACGGGAAUGAUCUGCUUGUUUCUUGCUAACUGGAACUGUGUUUAUUUGGUUAACAUGCUUAGUGUAGCCCACUAAAAACUGCCUCAUUGAACAUGUUAACAUUGACUAUUGAAUUAUGUUUCAGUUUUUCUUUGAAUCUAGUCACUGCUCGGCAAUUAGAUUUAUGACCCUAUGAUGAUACUUUAUUUGUCUGGACUAGGUGUUAAGCUUAACUUUGUUUUUGUAACUUUAUCUGCAAGUUUCCUUGAACUUUUUUCCUCAAAGAGGUGGUUUGAUAUGGUUUUGUUGUGCCCUCUUUCUCCUCAGGACACGUACUCAGUUGCCUCCGACACCUUUCAAAUAUUCAUUUGUUAAGAAACAACAUUCCAUUGAUAAAUUUAUGUGAUCAAAAGGAUUGAGCUAUUUCAAGCCUCAAAUUCAUAUCAUGUAUUUCUUUGUCAAUCCAUCUUUUUCACAGUUUGCCUUUCCUGUGUAAAACCAAUUUUUGCUGUAGAUUCUAGCAGUGCUACAUCUUGGUAGGUACAUUUAAACUACUGAUCUGCAAAAUAUUAGCGAGUGAUACCAAUGAUCAUUUGUAGUAUGUCAUGUCUGUCUUCAUAAGCAUAAGCCUGAUACAUUACUUUUUAUUUCAUUUGGUCACAUUUCAAGAAAUGUGACAAACUAUUAACUCAUUGAUGUAAAAAGAGAUAAGUCUUAUAGAUAAUUUUAAUCCUUAAAAGAAUGACGCUGCUUUCUUUGUACAAAGUUGUAUUUAUGUUUUUUACCUUUCCUAUUUCCUAGGUAGGAAGUUCAUCAGAAGACUUUCCCCCUAUCCCCCUACCCCCUUUUCUUUGGUAUUCUGAGUAAGACUGUAUGGGUUUUAAUAAUAUAGGAACAAUUGGGAAAGGUUUAAAGAAUGCAGCAUCUCUCAUUAGUGGGAUUCGGUUGAAGCAGGAAUUGUUUUGGCACUACCAUCAUUGAUCUUGCUACCUUUUUUAAUGCUCUGCUGAAAGAUUGCUUCUUUUUUCACUAAUUGCAAACUUGCAUUAUUGUAACUUGAAAAAUGCCAUUUGCAGUGAGUCCCUGACUACAAUUUUUACAAAUACUUCAUCUGUAUGUUAUAUUCUCUUGUUCCACAUCUCUCAAAUGUGUAUUUCUCUCUCUCUUUCUUUCUUCCUUUCUGUAGAUUUCUGAGUUUCAUGAAGAAGUGCGCUGUAAUUGCACUUACCCUGAUUUGUAUCUUUUGUGCUACCCUCUUUGGUUCUUCCUGUUUUUAUUUUUGUAAUUUGAAGUAGACAUGCCGUUUUUCUCAAUACACUCAAUUCAUUUCA
Thrips palmi is the source of this 3958-nucleotide messenger RNA. Its product is annotated as histone acetyltransferase p300-like. Gene Ontology annotation, molecular function: chromatin DNA binding; transcription coactivator activity; histone acetyltransferase activity. Gene Ontology annotation, cellular component: histone acetyltransferase complex; transcription regulator complex. The record is from RefSeq and is a predicted model, not a curated record. The transcript has 4 exons. The coding region runs from base 172 to 777 and encodes 201 amino acids. Gene Ontology annotation, biological process: positive regulation of transcription by RNA polymerase II. Lineage: Eukaryota; Metazoa; Arthropoda; Insecta; Thysanoptera; Thripidae.